This is a messenger RNA of Ruditapes philippinarum (Manila clam), 277 nucleotides long. RefSeq names its product dynein axonemal heavy chain 8-like. Gene Ontology annotation, biological process: microtubule-based movement. NCBI's taxonomy places the organism in Eukaryota, Metazoa, Mollusca, Bivalvia, Venerida, Veneridae. The record is from RefSeq and is a predicted model, not a curated record. Gene Ontology annotation, cellular component: dynein complex. Gene Ontology annotation, molecular function: dynein intermediate chain binding; dynein light intermediate chain binding; minus-end-directed microtubule motor activity.
UAUGUUAUACCUAAAUGUACAAAGAUCGGAGAGUACAUGGAGUUCAUCAAUGCUCUAAAUAACACAGACACCACAGAGGUGUUUGGACUGCAUCCAUCAAUGCUGACAUUACGUAUUCAAGCAAGACAGCCAAGGUGAUUCUGGACACAGUAUUGAGCAUUCAGCCAAAGGAUAGUAGUGGUGGAUCUGGUGAGACUCGUGAGUCAAUCGUUACGAGAAUUUGCGAUGACAUGUUGGAAAAACUUCCCAGUGACUACAUCGACUUUGAGGUGAAACA